Molecule: messenger RNA, 3985 nt
Organism: Cavia porcellus (domestic guinea pig)
Lineage: Eukaryota; Metazoa; Chordata; Mammalia; Rodentia; Caviidae
Gene: Anapc4
Product: anaphase promoting complex subunit 4
Exons: 28
Coding region: 188-2617 (809 amino acids)
Biological process (GO): anaphase-promoting complex-dependent catabolic process; protein K11-linked ubiquitination; regulation of mitotic metaphase/anaphase transition
Cellular component (GO): anaphase-promoting complex; nuclear periphery
Molecular function (GO): protein binding
Source: RefSeq, a predicted model, not a curated record
UUCCUCUCGCGAGAACACCGGUGCCGGAAGUUUCCGGCUGAGGGCCCUGGAGGGGACUGGAGAGGCGUAGGGGCUAUUUGGUCGCGGGGGCUCUCGCUGCCGUCGCCCCGGUCGGUGCUCUUCACAAGCGCCCGGUGGCCGGGGACGCCGCCGGCCUCUCACGGGGGGUCGUCGCACGGCCGUCCCCAUGUUGCGCUUUCCGACCUGUUUCCCGUCCUUCCGGGUGGUGGGAGAGAAGCAGUUGCCCCAGGAGAUCAUUUUCCUGGUCUGGUCGCCUAAGCGGGAUCUCAUUGCUUUGGCCAACACCGCGGGCGAGGUUUUACUUCAUCGACUUGCAAGUUUUCAUCGAGUUUGGAGUUUUCCACCAAAUGAAAAUACGGGAAAGGAAGUGACCUGUCUGGCUUGGAGACCAGAUGGCAAACUUUUGGCCUUUGCGCUUGCUGACACCAAGAAGAUUAUUUUGUGCGAUGUAGAGAAGCCUGAGAGCUUGCACUCUUUUUCCGUGGAGGCUCCUGUCUCCUGCAUGCAUUGGAUGGAAGUGACUGCAGAGAGCAGUGUCCUCACAUCCUUCUAUAAUGCUGAGGAUGAGUCAAACCUUCUCCUGCCCAAGCUUCCCACACUGCCAAAAAAUUACAGCAACACCUCAAAAAUAUUUAGUGAAGAAAAUUCUGAUGAAAUUAUUAAACUCUUGGGAGAUGUCAGGCUUAAUAUUCUUGUCCUUGGAGGAAGCUCUGGAUUUAUUGAACUUUAUGCUUAUGGAAUGUUCAAAAUUGCUCGAGUCACAGGGAUUGCUGGUACUUGCCUUGCAUUAUGCUUAUCAAGUGAUUUGAAAUCGCUGUCAGUGGUCACAGAGGUGUCUGCCGGUAGUGCUCACGAAGUUUCAUACUUUCAGCUUGAAACUAACCUGUUGUAUUCCUUCUUACCUGAAGUAACGAGGAUGGCUAGAAAGUUUACUCACAUUUCAGCUCUUUUGCAGUAUAUAAAUUUAUCACUGACAUGUAUGUGUGAAGCAUGGGAAGAAAUACUGAUGCAAAUGGAUUCCCGUCUCACCAAGUUCGUGCAGGAAAAGAACACAACCACAUCAGUGCAAGACGAGUUCAUGCAUCUGCUGUUGUGGGGAAAAGCAAGUGCUGAACUUCAGACGCUAUUGAUGAACCAGUUAACAGUAAAGGGCUUAAAAAAGCUCGGCCAGUCUAUAGAGUCAUCCUAUUCCAGUAUUCAGAAGUUGGUUAUCAGUCACUUACAGAGCGGCUCCGAGUCUUUGUUGUACCACCUGAGUGAACUGAAGGGGAUGGCUUCGUGGAAGCAGAAGUACCAGCCGCUGGGACUGGAUGCCACGGGGAUUGAAGAUGCUAUCACUGCUGUGGGUUCUUUCAUACUCAAAGCAAAUGAACUUCUUCAGGUUAUAGAUAGCAGUAUGAAAAACUUCAAAGCAUUUUUUCGGUGGCUGUAUGUGGCAAUGUUGCGAAUGACUGAAGACCACGUGCUUCCCGAGCUGAAUAAGAUGACUCAAAAAGAUAUUACAUUUGUUGCUGAAUUUCUUACUGAACAUUUCAAUGAGGCUCCAGACCUGUAUAAUCGAAAAGGAAAAUACUUUAAUGUUGAAAAAGUUGGUCAGUACUUGAAAGACGAAGAUGAUGAUCUUGUGUCACCCCCUAACACAGAAGGAAACCAGUGGUAUGACUUUCUCCAAAAUAGCAGCCAUCUUAAAGAAAGCCCUUUGCUGUUUCCUUAUUAUCCUCGAAAAUCAUUGCAUUUUGUGAAAAGACGGAUGGAGAACAUUAUUGAUCACUGUUUGCAAAAGCCAGCAGAUGUAAUUGGAAAAUCGAUGAAUCAAGCAAUCUGCAUUCCAUUAUAUAGAGAUGCUAGAAGUGAGGAUUCCACACGUAGAUUGUUCAAAUUUCCUUUUCUGUGGAAUAAUAAAGCUUCAAACUUGCAUUAUCUUCUUUUUACUAUUUUGGAAGAUUCACUUUAUAAAAUGUGCAUCUUAAGAAGACAUACUGAUAUUUCCCAAUCUGUCAGUAAUGGACUGAUUGCUGUUAAAUUUGGGAGUUUCACAUAUGCCACAACUGAAAAAGUCAGAAGGAGCACCUACAGCUGUCUGGAUGCCCAGUUCUAUGAUGAUGAAACGGUGACAGUCGUUCUUAAAGACACCUUAGGACGUGAAGGGAGAGACAGGCUCCUGGUGCAGUUGCCGCUGUCCUCAGUGUACGGCAGUGAAGACUCUGCAGAGUACCAGUUCGCUGGAACGUACUCCAGAAGGCUGGAUGAGCAGUGCAGUGUGAUUCCCACACGUACCAUGCAUUUUGAGAAGCACUGGAGGUUACUGGAAAGCAUGAAAGCUCAGUAUGUGGCUGGGAAUGGUUUUCGAAAAGUGUCCUGUGUGUUAAGUUCAAAUCUCCGCCACGUGAGAGUAUUUGAAAUGGACAUCGAUGACGAGUGGGAGCUGGACGAGUCUUCCGACGAGGAGGAGGAGGCGGGGGCCAAGCCCACGAGGGUAAAGGAGGAGGUGCUGUCCGAGUCAGAGGCUGGCACCCCGCCGGCCGCCCCCGCGGCGGCCUUGGCCCCCGAGGUCGCCAUCAAGGUGGAGAGACCGGACCCUGAGCUGGACUCCUGAGCCCGCCGGCGGAAGGCUGCAGGCGGCAGGCUGAGAUGUCCUGGCGAACUCCGGAGUUCUGUGUAACAGAAGUAAACAGUAAACUUUAUUUUUUCAUAUCUUUUUACCGAGCUUUCUUUUUAAUAAUGUGUGCAGUAUGAAGGAAGCACAAAUUGAAUGUGAAGAGAAGGGUCAAUCUUUUCUGUCGAAAGAAUUACCAUUGAGGAGGAAAUCAGUCAUUCACCACUGGGAAUUUUGAUGCAUUUAUUUUUAAAACUUAGACAACAUUUAUUCUUAUUUUUCCACCUUUCCCUUUUAGUUUACUUUAGGUCUCUAGAAUACUUUGAAACUAAUGUUUUGAAAUUGAUCAUACUGAUUUGCUCUAAGUCAAAAAAAGCGGAUCCUGCCUUUUAUGAUUUAAAUGGCAGAAACACAGAAAUUCUUGGAAUCAGCAGAGUUUAGAUGUGUCGUUUUCCCUCUGUAUGCUUGGUCAAGGGUGUACAGCGGCUUUCUGUUUUACUGUGAGGGAGCUUGAAAAAUAUGGAACGACUAAACAUAAUCCCGUACUAUACUAAUUAUACUACAUAUGCUAAUUACACCAUAAUUAGGGUAAUUAUACUGUAUAUACUAUAGUACUAUAUAGCACCAUGUGUACUAUAAUGUAUACUAUAGUUAGUGUAAUUUUACUGUACACUAAUUAUAUUACAAUCAGUAUGAAUGAGUUCACGUUGACUUCCUAACGCUCAUUCCUGCAGUAGGGUAGUCGUCUGCAGCAGCUUUCAAAGACUUUCCAUUUUGUCUUUGAAUGCUAACACCGCUUCACUGAUGAAUGAAAGGAUCACUUUUUAAAGCUUAUAAACCUUCAGACAAGAUGACAAGACAAACGUAAGGAGGUGACUGCGGGGUUGCCUGUAGUUUGUCACUAUGACAGCUUACAAUGGGUUUAAAUUAGAUUGUAAUUAAGUAAGAAUGACAGGAGGCCUUUGUUUGGAUGAGGCUCCUGCACUGGACCCCAACAGACCAGACUAAAAUCAGAAUAGAGUCACCCGUGCUAAAAUUCCACAUCACCAACCUGAGACUGUUACCUGACCUAAGAAAUCAGAAGAGAAAGAGUUAAGGCCAGAAUUCCCAAACGGGCCACUUUGAGUUAGCAUGGCAGUGCCAUUCUCUGUCUUAAUCCUUGCCAGAAAGCACCCUGUUGGUAACCAGCCAGUUAUUUUCUAUCCUGUCUCCAGUGUCGAAAGGAUCCAUGUGCUUUUGUUUCUGCUGUAUUUUCACUCUGCCUCAGUCUGUAAAACUAACCUCUUCUGCUCAUUGCAUCAGAAGACUUACUCUAUCUUAUAAAGUGUUACGGAAGUCUGCAAAAAUAAAGCCAGUUGAGAUGGUAAA